ACAGUUGUUAACGUGAAGAAGGCAGAUCCACAGCCUGGGCUGCCGGCAGCAGACAGCAGCCGCACACGUUCGUCCCAAAGCCGCGCAAUCCUCAUCUACGAACACUCGUUGAACAGUCUCAUAGAUCAACAAUCUCGUAACUCCACGUCGCUUUAACUGAGCAGCUGUCGUAUCAGUUCGGCCUGAUAGUUCAAUAACAAAAUGGGACUGAUAGGAAUCAUCUUGCGAUGUACUGCGGUCGUCGGCAUGAUGCAACGAGCUGGGAAACGCAAAUCGCUGACUCCGAACGGACUCACGGCUGGCAUGAUUACAGGCCUCAUACAUGCAGUUCACCCAUGGUCUAUCUUCACCAUCCUUCUCUUUGGAUUUUUCAUUACCGGCACAGCAUUCACAAAGGUUAAAGCGAAUAUCAAGAAAAAACUCACAGUCUCGCCUACUGGCGGCGCCGGCGGAGAGGGUCCUCGGACUGAAGUUCAAGUGCUGGCAAACUCUGUAAUUGCCUCGGUACUCAUCCUUCUACAUGCGCUCUUUAAAAGAUCCCAGUGUUUUGAUUCAGAUAUCCUAGCGAUUGGGGUUAUCGCACAAUACGCCGCAGUCACUGCAGACACAUGGUCGUCAGAGCUCGGAAUUCUCUCUAGAUCGAGACCGAUCCUGAUCACCACCAUGAGGCCCUGUCCACCCGGCACAAACGGUGGAGUCUCACAAACCGGCCUGAUCUCGGCUUUUGCAGGAGGAGCGUUUGUUGGUCUAUUGACCGCUUUGUUUGCGCCAUUCUGUGACUCCUGGUCGUUGGUCUCGCGAUUACGACUUAUAUUUGGCAUUGCAAUCGUCGGAUUCACCGGAAGCAUCCUCGAUUCGCUUCUAGGUGCGACCCUGCAGCAAUCCGUUGCAAACGAUAGCGGCGUUAUAAUCGAAGUUGAAGGUGGAGAGAAGAAGAGACUGAGCGGGAAGAUCGUGUCUGGUGCCGACGUCCUGAGUAAUAACGGGGUGAACUUGGCAAUGGCCUUCGCAACUACGGUUUUGACAAUGUUCAUUGCUUAUGCUUUUUACGGGUUCCAUUAAGUUUUUUUUUGUGGCAUGAUGAAUAUACAGUCAACAUCAUGGCUAGAAUCUGUUUAAAUGUAUUCUAAUAUAGACUUUUCGGUGAUUAUCCUGACUUUGCUAGAAAUCACUUCUGAUAAUUAGUUGCAUGUUUCCUGGUUUUGUCCAUAGACAGGUCGAGAGCUUUCGUGUCCCGUGAAGCUUUCCAUCUUUAUUGCAAUUAGCAA
Molecule: messenger RNA, 1268 nt
Organism: Myxozyma melibiosi
Lineage: Eukaryota; Fungi; Ascomycota; Lipomycetes; Lipomycetales; Lipomycetaceae
Product: integral membrane protein DUF92-domain-containing protein
Exons: 4
Coding region: 202-1062 (286 amino acids)
Cellular component (GO): membrane
Source: RefSeq, a predicted model, not a curated record